AUGCCUCGCGCAGAAGUCGGCAGCACAAAGUACCUGAGCAACAAGCUCAAGUCCAAAGGCCUCCAACGUCUGCGAUGGUACUGCCAGGUUUGCGAGCGGCAGAUGCGCGACGAGAACGGCUUCAAAUGUCACACGCAGUCAGAAUCACAUGUGCGCCAAAUGCUGCUUGUCGGCGAGGACCCGCGCAAAUAUAUCCAGCAAUAUUCCAAUGAGUUCCUGUCCGACUUCCUCAAGCAGCUCCGCACCAGCCACGGUGAGAAGGCUAUCAAUAUCAACCACUUCUACCAAGAAUACAUCGCCAAUAAAGAGCACAUACACAUGAAUGCCACGCGCUGGCCGAGCCUGACGGAAUUUGCGAAAUACCUUGGUCGUGAGGGGAUUUGUAGGGUUGAGGAGGGGGAAAAGGGAAUUUUUAUUUCGUGGAUUGAUAAUAGCCCUGACGCGCUGAGGAGACAAGAUGCGUUGAGGAAGAAGGAGAUGCAGGAUCGCGGCGACGAGGAAAGGGAGCGGAGGAUGAUUGAGGAACAGGUGCGCCGGGCGCAGAGGGAUAGGGAAAUUGCAGGGAGGGAACCUCCGCAGAAGGGUGAUGCGGAUGCGGCACCGAAAGAGUGGCAGCCGACUGAAGGGGAGAAGAUAAGAUUGAACUUUGCGCCGUCUAAGGGAGCUGCUUCCUCUUUAUCCACUUCUGCAUCCCCAGCCCCAGUGGACACAACCUCACCCGCACUCACGCCCGCGCCCGCGCCCGCGCCCGCUCCUACACCAGGCGACAGGAGCGGCGAACAAUCCCCAGCUCAAAAUUCAUCUCCAUCCUCAAAACCAUCAACUACAACACCCGCGCCGCCAACGACGAACCAAUCAACAUUACCGACGACAGCAUCAGCCACACAAUCCGACCGAUCAUCAACAUCCCUCAAGGUGGGCACCGCAACCUCAAAGCCCAAAAACGUCUUCGCUGCAGCGUCCAAGAAGAAUGCCCUUGCAGCAGCUACAAAGAAGAAAAAGGUAGAAGCACCUCCAAAACCGCUCACGGCCACUGAGCGCAUCAUAAAGGAGGAUAUGGAGCGUAAGCGCUCUAGAGAGGAGCGGUCUAAGGGGCUUAAUAAUGGUGGGAUAACUUUUAAGAAGCAGAAGGUUGCAUGA
Molecule: messenger RNA, 1140 nt
Organism: Histoplasma mississippiense
Lineage: Eukaryota; Fungi; Ascomycota; Eurotiomycetes; Onygenales; Ajellomycetaceae
Exons: 1
Coding region: 1-1140 (379 amino acids)
Biological process (GO): DNA replication; DNA damage response
Cellular component (GO): nucleus
Molecular function (GO): double-stranded DNA binding
Source: RefSeq, a predicted model, not a curated record